This is a messenger RNA of Ictalurus furcatus (blue catfish), 1754 nucleotides long. It is a transcript of the gene sbds, whose product is annotated as SBDS ribosome maturation factor. NCBI's taxonomy places the organism in Eukaryota, Metazoa, Chordata, Actinopteri, Siluriformes, Ictaluridae. Bases 81 to 833 code for a protein of 250 amino acids. The transcript is spliced from 5 exons. The record is from RefSeq and is a predicted model, not a curated record. Gene Ontology annotation, biological process: cytosolic ribosome assembly; ribosome biogenesis.
GCGCAGGAUCACCGACUUAACGCUCAUAAGAAGAAGAAAAACACGCUUUGCGUAGUGUCCCAUUUAUACUAGCAGACAAAAUGUCGAUAUUUACACCCACAAAUCAGAUUCGCCUGACAAACGUGGCGGUCGUGAGGAUGAAAAGGGGAGGAAAACGAUUUGAAAUAGCGUGUUACAAAAAUAAAGUGAUGAGCUGGAGAUCGGGAGCAGAGAAAGAUCUGGAUGAAGUACUCCAGACCCCCACAGUGUUUAUAAAUGUGUCAAAGGGCCAAGUGGCGAAAAAGGACGAUCUGUCAAAAGCAUUUGGAACAGAUGACUUAACAGAAAUAUGCAAACAGAUUUUAGCAAAAGGAGAACUUCAGGUGUCUGAUAAGGAGCGACAUUCUCAGCUAGAACAGAUGUUCCGGGACAUCGCCACGAUUGUGGCUGAGAAAUGCGUCAAUCCGGAGACAAAGCGCCCUUAUACAGUGAGCCUAAUAGAAAGAGCCAUGAAGGACAUUCACUACUCUGUCAAAGCCACUAAGAGCACAAAACAGCAGGCACUUGAAGUGAUCAAACAGUUGAAGGAAUCCAUCCAGAUUCAGAGAGCUCACAUGCGACUCCGCUUCAUCCUGCCAGCCAAAGAUGGGAAGAGGCUGAAAGAGAAGCUUAAACCCCUCUUAAAGGUGGUGGAGAGUGAAGACUUCGAUGAUCAGCUGGAGAUGGUUUGCUUGAUAGAUCCGGGCUGCUUUCGGGAAAUCGAUGAGCUGAUUCGCUGCGAAACAAAAGGCAAAGGUUCGGUCGAGGUUCUCAGCCUGAAAGAUGUGGAAGAAGGCGAGGAGAAAUUCGAGUAACCGUCCUGAAUCCGCCUCUACACACCGCUCACCACAUUAACUACUUACUUCCACAUUAAAUUAUUUCUCUCUUUUAUGUAUCAAAACUGUUUUAGUUGAUUUAUAUAACAGGGGACUGGACUUACUGAAGCUUUAAGCAGCAUUUGUUGAAGUUUCUAGUUCAUUAUCUUUUUAUUUUUUUAUGGACCAGUAAUUAUAAUAGUGUCGUUUGGGCAUAUUUACUGUUUGAGCUUUCAGUAAAUCUUCCUAAAUGACUGAUCCAGAGCAAAUUAAUAAUCUAACUCAAAUCACAAAACUAAGAGGUUUGUUUUCUGUGAAAAUUGAAGUGAUUUGUAUGACUGCAAGACAGGCAACAGAUUGAUUUAUUAAAAUAAAUAUGAGUACACAUGCAAAGUGCAGCAAAGUAAAUCUUGAUCCCAAUGACAGAAGUCGACAGAAUGGUGGAAUGACAGAAGGUGCCUAUUCCACCAUACCCCCAUUACUACUACUCUCUUGACUUAAAAGUGCAGUUUGUAAUAUUUUAAAUUGUUUGUAAUACUCAUUUCAUGUCCAAGAUCCCAUCAAAACGUUUGCCAUGCGGCGAGUUUCUUCAUUUCAGGUUUUUGUUUACAUUUUUAUGGCCCAGAAGUUAGCCCCACCCCUCAGCUGGAACAGAAUGCCUCAGCUUUUCUUUGAAAGGCAAGUCGGGAGAUAUGCAAAGUUUCAGCAGUAAGGGUAAGGUCAGUUGGGAAGAACAGGAAGGCUUCAGGUUUGCAGUUCACCUCACAACCAGCAGAAAAUAAAUAUUACAAGAUUUUCCCCUGCACCCAUCUAAAAGUUUCAGUGUCCACUUGGUAUCGUUUGUUUUCUCAGAUUUGUGCCAUAUAUCUGACUUACAACAAAGCUUACAAAAUCAUCAUAACAAUGUACAAAAUGUGCAAA